This is a messenger RNA of Chelmon rostratus (copperband butterflyfish), 1698 nucleotides long. RefSeq lists its product as uncharacterized. Bases 1 to 1698 code for a protein of 565 amino acids. The transcript has 8 exons. Lineage: Eukaryota; Metazoa; Chordata; Actinopteri; Chaetodontiformes; Chaetodontidae. The record is from RefSeq and is a predicted model, not a curated record.
AUGAGGCUCCUGGUGCUUCUUGCUGCUCCUCUCUCCAUCCUCGUCCUCCACACUGCGGUGGCAGCCCCCCCGGCGGGCAGCAUGGCUCCGGGCCGGCUGGAGCGCUGGGUCCGCUCAGGCCUGCAGUCGCUGCAGUGGGACCAGCUGGACCGGUGCCUCCGCAUGUCCUCGCUGUCCGAGGCCGAAUGCAGGCGGCUCGCCCACCUGCCCCUGUCCGCUGUGGCUGUUUACAUGUCGGAGCCGUGCACAGCUGCAGGUAACUCAGACAAAGUUCUGGCCAUCCUGCCGGACUCCUCGGGUGGGAUGGUGAGCUCUAAACCACGGGGAGGUUUCAGCGUCAGCCACGUGCUGAAUGGAGGGGAAAGUCCACACAGACACCAGCAGCCUUUCCCAGGCUCCACGGCCCAUGAUGCAGUGCUGGUGCUGGAUCCAAGCCCCGGGGAGAACUUUGGGCACCCAGUGGUCCUCUUCUAUGUGGAUAUGAACGUGACGAAGAAGAGGUGCUCCCAUCUGGAUGGCAUUUACCUUGGUGAGGAGUGUUUGACUCUGGCUUUGAAGGGUCGUUGUCAGAACCAGCUGAAGCGUCGGCAAGCCGGGCCAGAGCGGCUUAUGGGCAAUGGACACGGUCGGCUGGCAGGUGGGGCGCUGCGCAGCAGCACCAUUACCACUAGCAGUGGUGGUCGUCUGGUGGAGCGGGCUGCCGGAGGGCUCUGUGAAGUCCACUUCCUUCCGCUGGUGGUCGGGGUCGGAGACAGCAACCGAACACAGAGACUGAGAUGUGUUGAUCAUGCAGAGUUUGCAAGUUGCCCUCAGCCUCUGCCAAUGGGUUCUCCCAGUUUGCCCGUCUCAAGCUGCGAGCUAAACAAAAACACCAGACGCUGCCACCAGCAGCCGUUGGCCACCCACCUCUCCUGCCGCCUCUACCAGACCUGUGACCAUGCUGUGCUCAUCUCAGGAGGCUGGCAGCAGCAGAUGACGUUCCAGCACCACGUCCAGAAUCUUCAGAAGUUCUACCGAAUGCUGCAGAACAACGGCUUCCAUAAAGAUCACAUCAAAACCUUCUUCGCCAGCAGUGGACAGCUUCCUGAGGAUGUAGAGGGCGUGUACUCGGCAACGGAGAAAUCGGUGAUUCGUAACCACGUGUCGUACGUCUGCAGGAAGCAGCACUGUGCCGACACGCUGGUUCUCUACCUGAACUCGCCAACACGCAACGACGGCACCAUGUUGCUGUGGGAUGCAAAUCUCAAUGGCAUUGCUGAUCUGAAGGAGCGAUACUCAGUCAAUGAGCUGCUGGCCGACCUGGCCGGCUGCAAGGCAACCCGCGUGUUGCUGUUUGUGGAUCAGAGCUACAGUGGCGUUCUGUCCAAGCGGCUGCGAGGGUCCCAGAAACACCUCAAUGUGGUUUUGAUCCAAAGCCAGACACGGCAGACCCACAACCACCCGAGGUUGAACCCAGGCUGGGAGGACAGCAGCUGGUCCCACAUCAGCUCUACGACCUGCCUGCUGGAUCACCUGGGAAAGGGGACUGGGAUGUCCCGCCUCCUGGAGCCAUGGGCCGGCCUUUUAAACGUGACGUUAGCAGGCGCCCCCUGCAACGCCACGCCGCCUCUGACGGAUGGUGAGAUGCGCCGAGAGUACCAGGGCUGCCAGAACCUGCCGACAGCACUCUGGCAUCAGAAACACAGGAGGACCAACUGA